This is a messenger RNA of Erigeron canadensis, 2170 nucleotides long. Its product is annotated as something about silencing protein 10. Gene Ontology annotation, biological process: maturation of SSU-rRNA from tricistronic rRNA transcript (SSU-rRNA, 5.8S rRNA, LSU-rRNA). Bases 125 to 2035 code for a protein of 636 amino acids. The record is from RefSeq and is a predicted model, not a curated record. NCBI's taxonomy places the organism in Eukaryota, Viridiplantae, Streptophyta, Magnoliopsida, Asterales, Asteraceae. The transcript is spliced from 15 exons. Gene Ontology annotation, cellular component: small-subunit processome; nucleolus.
AGUAAAACCCUCAAAACACAAUCUUUCUGCUCGGCCGCCCUUCCUUCACCAAAUUAUCUCUUUUUAAUAACAAUCAAUCUUUCUAAUUCUAUUGUGUAAUAAUUAUAAUAAUAAUAAUAAAAUUAUGCCUCGAAAGAGCAACAAGAAAACCCCACAAAAACCAGAAUAUGUUUUUGAUGAUUCUGAUAUGGAUGACGAAAUUGAUGUCUUUCAUAAGCAGAGAGAUAUAGUGCCAUUGGACUUAGAUAAUGAUGCUGCUGAUUCUGAUCAAGAUAAUGAUCAACACGUUUUCGAUAUCGAGAAUGGUAGUGAUAGUGACGAGGAUGAAGAUGACUUUGAGGACGAUACCGGAUUUGCUGCGAAAAUCGCGAAGCAGCAAAAAAGUCUAAAGGCCAAGAUUGGUGGAGCUGCGGAUGAAACACAAGAUGAUGCCGAAGAAGAAGAGAAAACAGUUGCGUGGGGGAGGGCCAAAAGCAAUUAUUAUGAUAACAAUAAGGGGGAAUCAAGUGAGGACGAGGAAGAGGAGGAGGUUUUGAGACUCCAAAAUGAAAAAAUGAAGAAGUAUUCAAAUGCCGACCAUGGUCUUGAUGAUGAUGAUAGUGAUACUGAUGAUGAACCUACUCUGGAGAAUUUGAGUAAGAAGAGAAAGCCCCGAUCAAAAGCUAAUGAGGGAAAUGAUGUCCAAGAUGAACCUGACACUGGUUACGAGGUAGUUAGGAAGGAUCCAAGCGCUUUGUCAAAAGAAGAGCAAAUGGACAUUGUAUACAAUUCAGCUCCAGAAUUAGUUGGUUUGUUGUCAGAGCUAAAUGAAUCAGUUGAACAGCUUGAGACUAAAGUUGAUCCAGUAUUAAGCAAGCUUAAAGAAGAGAAGAACUUAAAUAAAAGUGGCAUACAAUAUAUGGAGCUGAAGAAACAACUUUUACUGGCAUAUUGUCAAGCUAUUACCUUUCACCUUCUUCUCAAGUCAGAAGGUCAUGCAGUUCAUGAUCACCCGGUUCUUGGUCGCCUUGUUGAGAUUAAAAACUUGUUAGACAAGAUGAAACCGCUUGAUGAGAAUCUAUGGUCUGAAGUUGACGAAUUUCUUAAAAAAGAAUCUCCUACAUCAAUGGUGGUAUCUCCCAAGGAGAUAGCAGCUAUUGAAUCUGUUUCUGUAAUUAAAAAUAUCGAGGAUGCAGAUACACAAAAAGAACCUCACGUGGAACCGAAGAUCUCAAAAGCGAAUUUAACUAUGGAACAAGAUAAUAGAGGUAAACGUAAGCGUCAAAAUGAGCAACUAGGUGUGCAAAGUGUGGAAAUGUUGAAACUAAGAGCUGCCCUCGAGGAGAAACUGAAGCAGAAAGGUGUCUUUAACUUGGAAGCCUCAAAAACCAAUGGGGUUAAGAGGACUGCAAAACUAUUCAACGGAAAGCUAGAGGCACGGGAUGAUUUCGAUGAUGAUGCUUUCGAUGUCGAAGGAAGCCAAAAUAAAUCUUCAAAUAAAUUAUCUCAGCUUGUAACGCAGAAGAAGAAACCGAGGGUUAUAUCUGGAGAUGAUGAUUUACCCAAGCGAGAUGACAUUGGAGAAAGGCGAAGAAAACAUGAAAUGCGUGUUCUGGCAACUGCUGGAAUCCAGUCUGAUGAUGAUUUUCAAGAGAAUGAGACUGGCACCAUUGGGGGUGAUGGAACUAGUGACACGAAUGAAGAUAGUGAAAUAGCCUCAGAUAAUGACCUUUUGAAAGAGACAAAAAUAAAACGUGACGCCAAGUUAGCUGCUAAAGCACGGAAAUACUCUAGAACUGCUCCUUCCGUUGUUGCUGCACCAGAAACUGUUGAUGGGAAACGUCACAUAAAUUAUGAGAUGGAUAAGAAUCGUGGAUUGACCCGCCAGCGCAACAAGGAUAAAAAGAAUCCAAGAAAGAACUACAAGUUGAAACACAAGAAAAAAGAAGUUUCUAGGAAUGGACAGGUACGUAAACAUACACUGCCUGCCGGUCCCUAUGGUGGGGAAAGUACUGGAAUCAGUACCAUUAGCCGAAGUAUCAGAUACAAGAGUUGAUCACUGCUUUAUACUUAUGUAUUAAGGGUAAUGUGAUGAAAUUCGCUUAAAUUUUGUUGUAAGGUUUACCUGACCUCAUUGUUAACUUGUUAGACAGUUAACCCGAUUUUAUAUAAUUAUUUGAUUUGAUUUCUA